CCCUGAUGGCGUUUCUCUUUGAGCUGAAGGAUUUGGUCAACCUGAUGUCUAUCGGCACACUCUUGGCCUACUCCCUGGUGGCUAUUUGCGUGCUCAUCCUCAGAUACCAACCUGAGCUCUUCAGGUUCUCCAAAGAUCUGGAAAUGCUCGAGAUCAACGGAAGCGAAGAAGAAAAGAUGACCAUUAAUUCCACGGUCGGCGAUGGCCAGAAUGCGUUCAAAGAGAAGUUCAGCUGCAGGAGUCUUUUCUUCCCCGCCGAGGACAACCCAACCCAUGUGUCAGGGCGCAUCGUCUACAUCAGCACCACGGCCGUCGCUGUCACGAUCACUGCCCUGUGUGGCAUCCUGGCCCAUGAGUGGGAAGCCCUCCUGGAGGGCAGCGUCGGCUGGGUCAUUGCCUGUGUCAUUCUCCUGGGCAUUUUGCUCGCUGGCACAGCCGUCAUCUGGAGGCAGCCAGAAAGCAAGACACGCCUCACUUUCAAAGUGCCUGGCCUGCCGUUGCUCCCCCUUUUCAGCAUCCUGGUGAAUAUCUAUCUCAUGAUGCAGCUCGAUGCUGGGACCUGGGCCCGCUUCGCUGUCUGGAUGGCCAUCGGCUUUGCCAUCUAUUUCGGUUAUGGGCUUCAGCAUAGCGAAGAAGGUCAGGGGGCACAGCAGUCCCCGUCAGCCGCCGACAAAGGCCUGCCUUCGGCCCACUCUGAGCUGAGCCAAGAGCUCGCCAUCUGAGAAGGAGCGGCUGCUUCUGUCCUCCUUCCACCGCCGUGGACACCCCCCGAGUUCUUCUUCGCCUCCUGCCCCACCCGUCAAGAAGGAAGCCGUGGCCCGCAGGACCUCCAGGGGCGCAUUGGACUCAACCUGUGGCAGCAGCUUCAUUUCGCAGAAGAGGGGAAUAAAGCAAGAUGGGAUAAAAUUUAGGAGGCAGCCUUUCCUCCUAAGUGGGACAGGGAGAGAGCGACCUUCAGACAAGAAGCUGCCACACAUGGUUUAUUUAUUUACCCGGCUUUGGUGGCUAGAUUGCCUUCCCCAGAUCUAGAUGUCUGUAAACGUGUCAAAUGUGAACCAUCCCCAAAUGAUCUCCAGGACUACCAGUCUAGUUUUAACUAUUAUUUGUAUGUCAAUUUUUUUUCCCAAAGAUGUUAGGUGUUGUUUUUUUUUAUAUAUCGGUACAACUCCGUGCUCUUAGCUUUUUUUUUAAAGUUGGACUCAUCUAAACCCUCCCCCCCUGUCAAUUUACUUUCCUUGUAGGCUUAUCUCAGAUGCUCUUGGUUCUGGGGGGUCUGCAGCCGAAGCGAUCUGGCAGCCUCCAGAAAUUUAGACAGCCUGCAGCAGUGCAGUACUAGGCCGGAGGAUAAUUGCUUAAAUAAUCGGGGUUGAUCGGAGUUCUGCCACUGUUCUUGCCAAACAUUAUCAAAUAGGUUUCUGGGGUUUCUCAAAUGAAAUCAGAACGGAUUAUUUCUACCAAAGGGAUACAAAACUGGCUUAUCCAACAUGCUCGCAAUAUAUGGAUCCAGGGUACAUUCAGCCUGCAAUAGUUUAUUCGCGAGAGCAGGCUGCAGUGCCUUGAACGAAUGGGUAGUGUGGGGUUGGAGGGCUGAGUAAAGCCCUAGUAAAAUAAGUCAAGUUUGUUAUGAAACUAAGCCUGGAGAGAAUCACCAGAUUCUCUUGCUAUGCAAGAGAAGGGGAGGGAAGCUGGGCGCUGAGUUUGUGGUCAGUAGCUGCCAACAGGAGAGCAUUUGACCCCGGUGUAGCCACCUUCUGGACCAGAGGUCGGGGCUAAAGAUGGAGGCCAAGCCAGCGCGCAAUGGCCAGCUGUGCCUGGUUGCUUAGAAGCCAGCAGCAAACCACAGCUCGCAACAGCUCAAAGCAAAGUGAGGUCAUUGCCAGACUUCCAUCUGUUGCAAAGAUGGCACAGCCAAUAAAUCCUCCCUGGCUCCAAAACAGGGUGAAUAUUUUUUUCCCUACUAAUAAAAGAAGCCAAAUACAUGGUCCAGCUAGUGAUUUCCUGUUUUGGUCCAUCCUGAAAUUGGCAAGGAAACCAGCCCGUAAUUUGGAAAGCCACCGGGUUAGCCAAAGGCAGGAUUGGGACAGCUUGUUUUCUCCAACUGUUAAGGGGGGGGGAAAGUGGGAUGCUUUCUCUCCUGGUGCAAAUUAUUUACCUUGGAUUGGAAAAAUAAUUCUGAGAAUUCCCCAGGAAGCUGGAUCAUGUGACGUUGGUUGUACGUAUGCAGACACACUCCACUUACAUCAGAAGGCCAGGCUUCCUAACAACUGCCCCCCGGGGCCAAAUCCUAUAAUGCCAAGGCCAUUUCAAACUUCACGCAGCUCAUUUCCAAGCCUUACAAUUAAUUUCCCCAACAUUCCCAAAAGCAAAUUGUGAAUGUGCAGGGCCAAACACUGAAUUUGUUGUGUUUGGGAGACAUUAGCUCUUCACGCACACUUUCGACGUUUCCUCCUCCCGAAGGGAGAUUUGGCACAAUCUCAGUUCAGGGUUUGUAACUCAGUGGCAGAAUCUUCACGGGUGGAAGAAAAAGGCUGGGAGCAGCGUGUCCGGGACCCACCCUGAGAUGGAUGGGCCAGGUCAGCAAAGGCAGCUUCUCCUGUUCCUCACUUCACCUUAUCCCGCAGCCUCGCUCAGAGCAAGAGAGGGAAAAUUCCCACUUGUUUCAACAGAACUUUGUCGUCUUGUUUGAACAUCUACGUUACAUGUGCACCAAAGCUCUUCAACGUGAAUAUAACACGCAGCACCUUAAUGCAUUUGUUGGACCAAAUAAAAUGUUGUGCUAUUA
Thamnophis sirtalis is the source of this 2782-nucleotide messenger RNA. NCBI's taxonomy places the organism in Eukaryota, Metazoa, Chordata, Lepidosauria, Squamata, Natricidae. The record is from RefSeq and is a predicted model, not a curated record.